GGUGAAAUGGGUCAAAGCCAAAGAAAUUUAGUAAAAUGAAGAAGUCAGUUAAUCUUCCAAUAUCUACUAGCUUCAGAUCAUCCUCUCUAGAUUCUUUCAAGAGAAUGUAUGAAAUAGAGCCAAUGGUCCUUGGAGGUGGAGCAUUUGGUAAAGUAUUCCAAGGUCAUGAUACCAAAAAUCCUUCUGUAAAGGUAGCAAUAAAGGUCAUUGAGAAAUAAGACUCUUGGAAGCAAUAUUGAUUUAGUGAAAUCAGAGUGACAAAUUCUUAGAAAUCUUGAUCACCCAAAUAUUAUUAAUUACAGAGAUGUCUACGAGUCCCCCACGAGUGUUUACAUCGUUACAGAGCUUUGCAAAGGGAGAGAUUUAUUUCAGAUAUAUUGUAAAAAGAGUGUUGUCAUGAACGAAUAUGACUGUGCUAAACUAGCUAAGACUUUAAUCAAAGCUCUCAUUCAUUGCCAUUCUGAGAAAAUUGUUCAUAGAGAUCUUAAACUAGAAAACAUCAUGUUUGCUGAUGAGGACGAGAGUGAUUUCUCUAAUGUCAAGAUUAUAGAUUUUGGGCUGGCUGCUAAAUUUCAAGGCAUCCAUUCUACCAAAAUGAGUGGAGUAGUGGGAUCUCCUUAUUUUACAGCACCAGAAGUAUUUGAUGAUGACUAUAACGAAUCUUGAGACAUUUGGUCCCUUGGAGUUAUCUUGUAUGUUUUAUUAAGUGGUGAUUACCCUUACACAGCAAAUAGCGUUUCUUUAUUGAAGGAUCAAAUUAAAGUCAAGGAAGUACAAUUUCCGUAUAGAAAGUGGGAUAUUAUCUCAGAGUCAGUCCAAGAUCUUCUCUACAAAAUGCUUGACAAUUUCCCUCGUUCUCGUAUCACCCUCAAGGAAUGUCUUGAACAUGAGUGGUUUAAAUCUAUUAAAAACGAAGAAAUAUCCAAAAUAUCAGAUGAAGAAGAGUUAAAUGAUGUGAUGGAAUCCCUCCAAAAAUAUAACUCUCUCACUAUCCUUCACAAAGAAGCCAUGUCUGUUUUUGUGAAGAGUUUGAACAGUAAUGAACUCAAGAAAUUAGAAGAAAUCUUCUCAGACCUUGACGAAGACAACACUGGAAUGAUCACCCCUGAAGAGCUUCAAGCUGGGCUAAAGAAAUUAGGUAAAAAGACCUCAGCUAAGGAGAUUAAGUCAAUUAUUUCCAAAGUAGAUUACCUUGGGAACGGAAAGAUUAACUAUAGCGAAUUCUUAGCAGCCACAGUUAAGGUUAAAGAUCUCCUCUCAGAAGAGCAAAUAGCUACUCUAUUUGAAAAUUUUGAUGUGGAUGGCUCAGGAAUAAUAACAAUAGAUAACUUGAAAGAAGCCUUUUCAAAGAACGGAAAGCAUCUCUCCGAGCAGGAAAUCGAUGCUAUUAUGAAAGAGCAUGAUCUUGAGAAAAAUGGGGUCUUAACUUAUGAAGAAUUCAGAGCAAUGAUGCUGCAAAACGUUGAUUUCUAA
Molecule: messenger RNA, 1473 nt
Organism: Moneuplotes crassus
Lineage: Eukaryota; Ciliophora; Spirotrichea; Euplotida; Euplotidae
Source: the annotation of a GenBank genome assembly